Messenger RNA from Penicilliopsis zonata CBS 506.65, 990 nucleotides. RefSeq lists its product as hypothetical. The record is from RefSeq and is a predicted model, not a curated record. The transcript has 3 exons. Lineage: Eukaryota; Fungi; Ascomycota; Eurotiomycetes; Eurotiales; Aspergillaceae. The coding region runs from base 65 to 826 and encodes 253 amino acids.
UUGUCGAAUUAAUAAAUACCCCUUUGUAUUUUAACCCCUUCUUCUAACACCAACCAACCUUACGAUGAGGACUAUUUCGCUUUCUGUGGCCCUCCUGGCCGUUGCUGGCAUGGUGCAUGCGGAGACUUCUACCUCCUGUGCGCAAACGUGUGUCGACAGCAUGAAUGCAUUGGCAUCCUCUCUGGGUUGCACGAGCGGCGACCUGUCCUGCCUGUGCCAGAGCGCGGACUACAAAUACGGCAUCUACGACUGUACGACCGAGGCUUGCCCUUCAGCCAACGCUGAACAGGUUCUGUCUUCUGCUCUCGCCGAUUGCCCAACUUCAACUGCUACUGCUUCCUCGGGUUCUUCGACCACUGGUUCUGGCUCUGGCUCUGGCUCUGGAGCUACCACCACUGGUACAGGUGCGACCACCACUGGUACUGGAGCAAACGGCAGUGGAACGACUGGUAGUGGAACAACUGGUGCUGGCGCCACCGGUACUGGGGCUACAGGCACUGGAGCAUCGGGAACUGGAGCAUCUGGCACUGGAGCGUCGGGAACUGGUGCAACUGGCACUGGAGCCACAGGAUCUGGAGCAACCGGCACUGGGGCAACUGGAAGUGGAGCGACCGGCACUGGGAAAACCAGCACCAAAACAGCUGGCACUACGCUGACCACUACUUCUACUGCCUCUAACAACGGAGGCUCUAGCGCCACUGGAACCUCUGGUUCCGGCUCUGGCUCUUCUUCCUCUUCCACUUCGACCGGUGCUGCCCACCCUAUGGCCACUGUCGGCAGCGGCAUCGUCGGUGCUCUUGGCCUUGUCGCCAUGCUCGUUCUCUAAGCACAACACCCCUCUAUGGCAGAACGUUUUCUGCCAAGUGAUUUUAUGUGUUACGAUGGUUCAUUGCUGGGAUGAGUUAUGUCUAUAUGGUCCGCAUGACUAGCGAUACGCUCUUAAUAAGUAGAUAAUCCUGUACCUUCCUUACGAUACGCUAUAAUGCUCGC